Molecule: messenger RNA, 1098 nt
Organism: Saccostrea cuccullata (small rock oyster)
Lineage: Eukaryota; Metazoa; Mollusca; Bivalvia; Ostreida; Ostreidae
Product: cell death abnormality protein 1-like
Exons: 7
Molecular function (GO): scavenger receptor activity
Source: RefSeq, a predicted model, not a curated record
CCUUUGUGUGACAACACUUCCUUGUACAACAUUAAGGGUGACACUACUGCACGACGGAUUAGUAAAUGUCCGGAACUUGAACUUGGUAAAUGAAUUCCCGUGCUUUUACCCGGAAUUAUUAACAAGAAGAGCAUUUUGAAAUGCUUCGCCUCAUCGCCUUGUUAUUUUUGCUUGUGAUUCACACAGAAGCUUAUGAAAACUUAGCUUUGAAUAAACCAGCUUGGCAACAGACUAACUGGCCAGAUUUCCCUGUAGCUUGGGGAGCUGCAAAGGCGGUAGACGGACAAUUAUCAAAUCGUGCACCGGGAGGCAAUCAGUGCACAAUAUCAGGUCCUAGUCAGUCAACAGCUGAGUGGAGGGUAAAUCUACAGAGCGUGGUCAGCAUCAGCCACAUCAACAUCUUCUACAGGACGGAUAAUACACCUAGUCCUGGUGCUUUCUACAAUCGCUUUGCUGGAUUUUUUGUGUACGUUUCUAAUUCUACAAGAAGACAGGACGGCCACCUUUGUUUCCAUGAGCUACAACAAGUGAACGGUACACCGACAGAGAACCAGACAAUAAACUGUCCUGUACAUGGACAGUAUGUUAUAUACUACAACGAACGUAGGAGACUGGCUGUCACAUACCCAACUUACUAUUCUACAUAUGCGUUUAGCGAACUAUGUGAAUUGGAAGUUAUUGGAUGUUCUGAUCCACGAUUCCAUGGGGAAAACUGUAAUCGGCCAUGUUCAGAGAAAUGCCAGGAACAGAGAUGUAACAUCACAACGGGGGAAUGUCUGGGCUGUAUACCGGGGUAUCAAGGGCCCAUGUGUGAUCAAGUAUGUGACAAUAAGAGGUACGGUCUGGAGUGUUCCUCUACAUGUGGUAACUGUAGUGACGGGGCGACCUGUUACCAUGUCAACGGAACGUGCCUAAACGGAUGUGACGUAGGAGUAGAGGGCGAAAAAUGUCAGACUGAGUGUCAAACUGGGUAUUAUGGUAAAGACUGCAGAGAAAGCUGUAGUGUAAAUUGCCAACGUCAAGACCAGUGUAACAGAUUUAACGGUGAAUGUUACGGCGGGUGUCAACCAGGAUGGAAGCUUCCUAACUGCCAAAAAG